CCUGAAGAAUCGAGAGAGUUUCAUUUCAUCUCCGCUUUCAUCCCUCCUUCACCCGACUCGGCGUGCAAAAUUCAAGACAAGACGACAAGGCACCAGGCAGGGACACACACCCCCCUGCAAUUCUCCUGGCCAAGAUACAGUAUCCCACCCAUCCACCCCUUCCCGCCACUGCAGUAUUUCGAGGUUCAAUCCACCCCAGGCAGUUCUUCCUUUCCCCCCACGCUGCGGUGUACCUCCACCUGCGACGCUACUGCAACUCGAGCAGCUUGCCACCGGCGCCACCUGAAGCAAACCUGACUUCCUGAGGCCCCUCUGACACGCCCCUGAGCACAUCAAGAAUUCCGCAACCCCUAUCCGCUGCAACAAGCCCGACAGAGCAGCAACCACACUGCCCGAGAUAGCUGGUUACGCAUCGUCCGUUCUCUUCGUUCGCUCCGUUCCAAGGGAAUCUAUUUCUCCUCGGCGCACCGGCACAAUGGCGCAGCAGCGAGAGCGGCGGGCUCGGCCGCAAGAAGCGCCGUGCGCAGCGGGCGUUCGCGUGCUCGUGCUCGUCUCUCUUCUCUGCGUGGCCGUCGGCCAAGGCGAUGCGAUUCAAGACGAAGUUUCCAAGACCGGCCUUGUCGACCGCCUGCCUGUCUACAUCGUGCGCAUGCGAAACUCUCCGCCCGUCGCGGGGUACACCGGCGGAAUCGAGGGGCUGGCGGCGACCGCCAGCGCACAGCGCAUCGCGCAGUCCUUCCGCGGGGGCGCUGCCACGCUCGCCGCGGGCCGCCGCCGCUUCCGCUUCGACCCGUUCAGCCGCCCCGUGCGCGAAUUCUCGCGGUGGCUCGGGCAGAUGCAGCAGCGCGUCGCGGGCGACGCGGGCGUGAGUCUAAGCAACGUGCUCUACAGCUACAAGUACGUGAGCAACGGGUUCGCGGCGCGGCUGACGGCGCAGCAGGUGCGGCGGCUGCGCAACCACCCCGCGGUGGCGCAGGUGAAGCAGAGCAUCGCCGUGCGCAAGCUCACCACCGACUCGCCUGCGUUUUUGCAGCUGCCGAGCACGCUCUGGGCGGCGGCGGGCGGGCAGAGCAACGCGGGGGCAGGCGUGGUGGUGGGGAUCGUGGAUACAGGCAUCUGGCCCGAACACCCGUCGUUUGCCGGAGACGCGUCGUACCCUAACCCGCCUGCCACGUGGAAGGGCAACUGCACGAUCACGGCGGACUUCAAGGCGUGCAACCGCAAGCUCAUCGGCGCGCGGUACUUCUCCGCGGGGUUCAAGAGCGCGUACGGCAGCAUCAACCUCGCGGGGGACUGGCUCUCGCCGCGCGACGCGGAUGGCCACGGCACGUGGUGCGCGGGAGCGGCGGCGGGCAACAGCAACGUGCAGGUGGCGAUCGCGCGCGGGCAGUCCGCGGGGCUGGCGAGCGGCGUGGCGCCGCGCGCGUUCCUGAGCGUGUACAAGGUGUUUUGGGGCGCGGCGGACGGCGUGAGCGCGACGUGGGCGGACAUCGAGGCGGCGGUGAACAAGGCCGUGGCGGACGGCGUGGACGUGAUCAGCCUGUCGCUGGGCGGGCUGGACCCCAGCGCGGACUACUUUGAUGACUCGUCUUAUCUCUAUGCCAAUGCGAUGGGAGUGACAGUUGCCUUCGCCUCAGGCAACGCGGGCAGCCCGCCCUACAGCACGGACAUGUACCGCACCGUCUCCAACUUCUCGCCCUUCUACCUCACCGUGGGCGCCAGCACCAUCAGCCGCCGCUACAGCACGUCUCUCGUGCUGGGGAACGGGGUCACGGUUGCUGCCACGGGGUUCGGCAGCGGGAGUGCGAGCGUGGUGGGCCUGCGGGUCAUUGAGGGGGUUACUGCCAUGAGCGCCACGUCCACAUCCACUCAGGCCCAGUACUGCUAUGCCAACUCGCUUGACGCCACCAAGGUCAGCGGGCGGAUAGUCAUCUGCACCUAUGGCGGGGUGGGCAUGAGCACCAAGGUGGGGGAGGUGCUGGCGCGGGGGGGCAAGGCAGUGGUCAUCACAGGCGUGCCCAGCGUGCUCAAGCCCUUCCCGCCGUACGACUCGCGCCUGCCCAUGGCUUACCUGGACUAUGCGCCGGCUGACACGCUGCUGACUUACGUCCGAUCCAACCUCUCCCCCACAGCCACUCUCUCCACCUCCUUCUCAACCGUCACCGACCUACCCGCACCCAACGUCGUCUACUUCUCUUCCUCGGGCCCCGUGCUCAACCCCUCCUCCACCGUAGUCAAGCCCCGGCCCACCAAUGACAUUCUCAAGCCCGACAUCAUCGCCCCGGGCGUCUCGCUCUGGUCCUCUUGGCGCGCCGCUUCUACUACAUCUUCUACUCAAGAGUUUGCCAUGAUUUCGGGAACGUCCAUGGCCACGCCGCAUGUGGCCGGGAUCGCCGCGCUGCUGACUCAGCGCUAUCCGACGUGGUCGCCGCCCCAGAUCAUGUCGGCAAUCAUGACGACCGCCAGCACGACGACCAAUCAGGGGUCCGCUAUUGGGACGAUCUACACCUCGGUUGCUACUCCGUUUGAAAUGGGUCAAGGGCACAUCAACUCUAGUGGGCUUUUGGACCCUGGGCUCACUUACACUUCGGCUCUUGCACACUACUACAACUUUCUGGCCGGGCAGGACCUGACCCGGACGAAAUAUCUCAUCGGCACGCAGAGCAAGAUCAGGCUGACCCCGCUCGCAGCGUACAAUCUCAACCGUCCGACCAUCUCUGUCUCGCGAUUGGUUAAGAGCGUAGUGGUGACCCGGUGGGUGGUGAACGUAUACAGCCAGACAUGCACGUACACGGCGAGUGUCGUCGCUCCUGCGAAUGUUCGAGUCGCCGUGUCCCCCUCAACAUUCACUAUCUCCCCUGCCAAGUCUCAGACGUUCACCGUGACGUUCACCGUGACAACAGCAUCAACAAGCUUCAGCUAUGGCAGCCUGACAUGGCGGGACCAAUACGGGCAUGCCGUGCGGUCCGUGCUUGCCGUGCAGCCCAUCAGCCUGUAGCCUACCCCUGCUGGCUGCAUCGUCCACCCCUUCCCCCCCCCCCCUCCCCCUCCCCCCAGACAUGCACACACAUGCACUCUCACACACACUCACACACACUCACACACACACACACAUACACACCCACACACACACCCACACACACACACACACACACACCCACCCACACACAUACACCCCCACACACAUACACACCCACACAACCACACACACUGUGCACCGAAGCAGAAGGCCGUGGGUGCAGCUACCACGCUUUGAACCUGUCUGUCAGUCAGAUCAUUUAUUUAUAUUUGUGCUAAAAGUAUAUCGCUUGUUUACUUCUAUUAGGAUCACUUGACGU
Messenger RNA from Closterium sp. NIES-67, 3338 nucleotides. The record is from the annotation of a GenBank genome assembly. Lineage: Eukaryota; Viridiplantae; Streptophyta; Zygnematophyceae; Desmidiales; Closteriaceae.